Molecule: messenger RNA, 38926 nt
Organism: Podarcis lilfordi (Lilford's wall lizard)
Lineage: Eukaryota; Metazoa; Chordata; Lepidosauria; Squamata; Lacertidae
Source: the annotation of a GenBank genome assembly
CGACGUGGCCCCGCCCCCGGAAGCACGUUGAGCGGGCUUCCGGUCCUUCCUAAAGUGGCCUCUCCUAGAGGCUGAGUUGGUUCCAGGGAAAAUAAUUCCCCCCUUUUCUUUGGCCCCACGGAGGGGGAGGGGGAGAGGUAGGUAUGGGGGGGCUGGAGCUUUGGGAAGGGGGGCUACAAAGGGGGGAGGGGCCUGUCUGUCAGGCAAGGGGAGGGACUUUAUUAUUGCGGGGAGUGAGUAGGAAGGGGCUGAAUUGGGGGAGCAGAAUUGGGGGGACCCUGAAUGUUAAGACUGGGGUAGGUCUUCAAAGGUGGGCAGGGGGCAGGAUUUGGGGUGGGGGCUGCAGAUUGGGGGGUGAAUUUGGGGGUGGGGGGAGUCUUGAAUGGGGAGACUGAGGCAUGCCCUCAAAAGUGAGUGGGACAGACUGAACUUGGGGGUGUGUGGGGGGGCUACAAAGGUGGGAGGGGCCUGUGUCAGGCAAGGGGAGGGACUUUAUUGGGGGGGAGUGAGUAGGAAGGGGGUGAAUUCGGGGGGCUGAAUGUUAAGACUGGUGCAGGCCUUCAAAGGUGGGCAGGGGGCAGGAUUUGGGGUGGGGGCUGCAGAUUGGGGGUGAAUUUGGGGGUGGAGGGUCUUGAAUGGUGAGACUGGGAGAUCCCUUCAAAAGUGAGUGGGACAGACUGAACGUGGGGGUGGGCUACAAAGGGGGGAGAGGGGCCUGUCUGUCAGGCAAGGGGAGGGAUUUUAUUAUGGGGGGGUGAGUUGGAAGGGGCUGAAUUGGGGGGGCCCUGAAUGGUGAGACUGGUGCAGGCCUUCAAAGGUUGGUAGGGGGCAGGAUUUGGGGUGGGGGCUGCAGAUUGGGGGGUGAAUUUGGGGGUGGGGGUCUUGAAUGGUGAGACUGGUGCAGGCCUUCAAAAGUGAGUGGGACAGACUGAACUUGGGGGUUUGUGGGGGCUACAAAUUGUGGAGAGGGCUUGACUUGGGGGCCCCUUCUUUAAGAGGUGUAGGUUGUUGGGGAAAGACGUUGGCAUGCUAUCAAAAGCCAAAGGGGUUUAGAGAGAGGCCGGAUUUGAGAAGGGAUGGUGGACCACUGGGUGGGAGCGGGUGUCUCUUUUGGAGGCAUGGGUACUGGGGUGUUUGUGUGCGAAAGAGGGCGGCUGAAUGAGAGAGGGGUUGUGCAUCUUUCUUAGAGGGUGUAUUGCUGGGGCAAGAUGGUUGCAUCUGUUUAGGGCUAAAUGGCAUGUGGGGGUUAAGAGUAGGUGGAAUUGGGGGUUAGGUAGGAAAGGGCCAACCCAGGGGACCAUUACUCUUGUUGUUGUCGUUUAGUCGUGUCCGCCUCUUCGUGACCCCCUGGACCAGAGCAUGCCAGGCACUCCUGUCUUCCACUGCCUCCCGCAUUUUGGUCAAACUCAUGUUAGCUUCGAGAACACUGUCCCACCAUCUUGUCCUCUGCCGUCCCCUUCUCCUUGUGCCCUCCAUCUUUCCCAGCAUCAGGGUCUUUUCCAGGGAGUCUUCUCUUCUCAGGAGGUGGCCAAAGUAUUGGAGCCUCAGCUUCAGGAUCUGUCCUUCCAGUGAGCACUCAGGGCUGAUUUCCUUAAGAAUGGAGAGGUUGGAUCUUCUUGCAGUCCAUGGGACUCUCAAGAGUCUCCUCCAGCACCAGAAUUCAAAAGCAUCCAUUCUCCGGCGAUCAGCCUUCUUGAUGGUCCAGCUCUCACUUCCAUACAUCACUACUGGGAAAACCAUAGCUUUAACUAUACGGACCUUUGUUGGCAAGGUGAUGUCUCUGCUUUUUAGGAUGCUGUCUAGGUUUGUCAUUGCUUUUCUCCCAGGAAGCAGGCGUCUUUUAAAUUUGUGACUUUUAAUUUUGAUACUCUUAGAGCAGAGGAACUUCCCAGGUAGGAAAGCUUCCUGCAUCAGAAUGUGAAUAGCUGGAAGAGACAUGGAGCUUGAAUGUGGAGAAUACUUGGAUCCCUUAGUGGGGGGGCAAGAGUGUGAGCUGUUCCAAAGGGAUGUGAUCCCCUAAAGAGAACAGGGGGUUGUGUUUGAGGGAUACAUGGGUCUAUUAAUGUCAUUAAUAUUUUCCAGGAUAAGCGUUCUAUGUAGGUAAUUGUUUUAAAUAUUUUCUGGUUUUAAACUUCAGUUAUUUGGGAACAUAAGAAGGCCUUUGACCCAUCUAGUCCAGCAUCCUGUUCUCACAGUGUCCAACCAGAUGCCUGUGGGAAACCAGGAAGCCCGUUUCCUCUUCAGUGGUUUCCCGCAAAUUGUAUUCAGAAGCAUUUCUGCCUCCGACUGGUGGUAGAGCACAGCCGUCAUGGCUAGUAGCCAUUGAUAGACCUCUCUUCCUCCGCAAAUUUGCCCAGUCCUCUUUUUUUAAAUCCAUCCAGGUUGGUGGGAAUUAUUAUCUCCUGUGAAAAGAAAGGACUUUUUCACAAAGAGAAACUAUGGAAUUUGAUUCCACAAGAGGUAAUAAUAAUAAUAAUACUACAGUGGUACCUUGGGUUACAUACGCUUCAGGUUACAUACGCUUUAGCGUACAGACUCCGCUAACCCAGAAAUAUUACCUCGGGUUAAGAACUUUGCUUCAGGAUGAGAACAGAAAUUGUGCUCCUGCGGCGCAGCCGCAGCGGGAGGCCCCAUUAGCUAAAGUGGUGCUUCACGUUAAGAACAGUUUCAGGUUAAGAACAGAUCUCCAGAACGAAUUAAGUCCUUAACCCGAGGUACCACUGUAAUAAUAAUUUAUUAUUUAUACCCUGCCCAUCUGGCUGGGUUUCCCCAGCCACUCUGGGCGGCUUCCAACAAAAUAUUAAAAUACAAUGGUCUGUUAAACAUUAAAAGCUUCCCUAAACAGGGCUGCCUUCAGAUGUCUUCUAAAAGUCUGCUAGUUGUUUUUCUCUUUGACAUCUGGUGGGAGGGUGUUCCACAGGGUGGGUGCCACUACUGAGAAGGCCUUCAGCCUGGUUCCCUGUAAGUUCGCUUCUCGCAGUGAGGGAACCGCCAGAAGGCCCUCAGUGCUGGACCUCAGUGUCCGGGCAGAACGAUGGGGGUGGAGAUGCUCCUUCAGGUAUAAAUAAAUAAAUAUGUUAAAGCUAUGUUAAACAGACAAUGGAGAAUGCUAUGGAAAGCGAUUUUGUUCCCCAACUGUGAAGAAGCACACAAGGAGUGAUGACUGCCAGCUUGGAUGGCUUGAAAAGUGAAUGGGACAAAUUCAUGCCGAAUAAGGUUAUCCGUAGCUACUAGCUACAGCGGCUGUGCUUCACUCCAUUGUCGCAGGCAGUAUGCUUCUGAAUACCAGUGGUUGGGAAUUGCAAGUGGGGAGAGUGUUCUUGUCCUAAGGCUCUGCUUGCUGGGUUCCCAGAGGAAUUACCGUAUUUUUUGCUCUAUAAGAUUCACUUUUUCCCUCCUAAAAGUAAGGGGAAAUGUGUGUUCGUCUUAUGGAGCGAAUGCAGGCUGCGCAGCUAUCCCAGAAGCCAGAAGAGCAAGAGGGAUCGCUGCUUUCACUGCGCAGCGAUCCCUCUUGCUGUUCUGGCUUCUGAUAUUCAGAAUAUUUUUUUUCUUGUUUUCCUCCUCCAAAAACUAGGUGUGUCUUGUGGCCUGGUGCGUCUUAUAGAGCGAAAAAUACGGUAAGUUGGCUGCUGUGCGAAUAGGAUGCUGGACUUGCUGGGGUUUUGUCCUGGUCCAGCAGCCUGGCUCUUCUGACAUUCUCACUGCCUGAUUGGGUCAGGAGAGGAGAUACAACAUACACACACAGAAGCUUCACAUAGCCUGAUGCCAGCAGGUUGAGUUACAGUAGUUUGGUUUGUGAUGGCUUUACAUACCGUUCGAAAUAAGUCAAUGAGAUUCCAUUUGGCCUGGUUUCAUUGUGUAUGGCUGGUUUAUAGUUCAUAAACGCCUUCAGGAGGCACCAUUUGCCCGAGAAGCAACCUAUAUGAGUUUAUUAGAUAUAAACAUACAUGCUUUUCUCUUCAGAUGGUUGGCAGUGUUUUAAACUGAAUGCUUCUGGGAACAAUGUAGGGAAGAGGAGGGGAAGGGCUGAACAAUGUUUUGGGUGCCCACGUCUGAACGCUUCCUUCUUUCGCACAACCUCAGUUUCUGCCAUGAUGGCAGAGUCCCCAGAGAUGGAGCUGCAGCGAGAGGUCUUGGAGGAGCUCGGGAUCUCCCUGGAGGAUCUCAAGCAGCUGAUCGACGAGGAGCUGGAGAAGUCGGAGCGCAUCGCGCAGCGGAAGAAGCAGCUGGAGGGCGUGGCGGAGACCGUGAAGCAGAAGGAGGAUGAAGUGGCCCGUGUGGACAUUCUCCUGGACAACGCUGUGAAGUAAGUUGCAAGCCGGGGUGUGGAGGCGUGAAAGCGUCCCCCCAUUUUAGGUUUGGUUCGAUUGCUACAAAAUGUUUGCAUUUCCUGUGUAAAGCUUCUGCAGGUGAAUACUUGACCCUCCUGUAUAGGACAGUCUCUGAAGCAGGAAUGGCUAACAUCUGGCCCGCCAGAUGUUGCUCAGUUGCAGCUCCCAGCAUUCCUGACUUUUGGCCAUGCUGAGGGGAGCUGGAGUCCCAUUUUCUCCCCCCAUUUUAUGCUCAUCGUUUUCUUGAGUUUUUGUUUCCUAUUGUGCCCUGUAUCCAGGGCAGCUGUUUAUCAGUUCCAUCUGGUACGUAGGCUGAGACCCUAUCUGCCCGCAGACUGUCUCGCCAGAGUGGCGCUUGCUCUGGUUAUCUCCCGCUUGGACUACUGCAAUGCGCUCUAUGUGGGGCUACCCUUGAAGGUGACCCGGAAACUACAGCUAAUCUAGAAUGCGGCAGCUAGACUGGUGACGGCUGCCGAGACCACAUAACACCGGUCUUGAAAGACCUACAUUGGCUCCCAGGACGUUUCCGAGCACAAUUCAAAGUGUUGGUGUUCACCUUGAAAGCCCUAAACGGCCUCGGUCCAGUAGACCUGAAGGAGCGUCUUCACCCCCAUCAUUCUGCCUGGACACUGAGGUCCAGCGCCAAGGGCCUUCUGGCGGUUCCCUCACUGUGAGAAGCCAAGUUACAAGGAACCAGGCAGAGGGCCUUCUCGGUGAUGGCACCCGCCCUGUGGAACGCCCUCCCACCAGAUGUCAAAGAGAACAACAACUACCAGACUUUUAGAAGACAUCUGAAGGCAGCCUUGUUUAGGGAAGCUUUUAAUGUUUGAUGUAUUACAGUAUUUUAAUAUUUUUUUGGAAGCCGCCCAGAGUGGCUGGAGAAGCCCAGCCAGAUGGGCGGGGUAUAAAUAAUAAAUAAUAAUAAUAAUAAUAAUUGUUAUUUUGCUCUGUUGCCAAUGUUUUCUUAACUUAGUUUUCAGGCAAGGGUGUUGUUUUGUUGGAGGUCAUUUGGCUGGAGCAUGGGGCUGAUAACGCCAAGGUUGCAGGCCUGAUCUCCAUAAUGGACAGCAGCAUAUUCCUGUAUUGCAGGGUUUUGGAUCAGACGAUCCCCAGGUCCCUUCCACCGCUAUGAUUCUGUGGUGCCUUUUUGAUCAUAGUUGGAGUGUUAGUUUUAAGUGUGUGGCAGGCCGCCUUGAGGGCAUCUUGGUUUGGAGUAAAGUAGAGGGUCAGAAAACCUCCACAAACCUAAAACAUUUGUGAGAGAAGGUUCUGUGUUUCCUUGACAAGCUGGUUCUCCCGUAAUAGCUUAUUUGUUUGUUUAUUGAAUUUAUAUCUCACCUUGAGGUGGAGUACAUAGUUUUCCCCCAUCUCAUUGAAUCCCCUCAGCAACCCUGCAAGGUAGUUACAGGUAGGUAGCCAUGUUGGUCUGCCAUAGUCGAAACAAAAUUUAAAAAUUCCUUCCAGUAGCACCUUAGAGACCAACUAAGUUUGUUAUUGGUAUGAGAUUUUGUGUGCAUGCACAUUUUUUCAGAUACACUGAAAAAGAAGUCACCAGACCCUUAUAUAUAGUGAGAAGGUGGGGAGGGGUAUUACUCAGAAGGGUGGUGGGAAUGGGUGAUUGGCUGAUAGGUGUGGUAAACCUGUUGACGACUGUUAACAACUGCAGUUGGUCGUCUUCUUCUUUGGCGAUCCCUCAUAGCCGAGUAAGAUUGUCUUCCAUUAACUCGGUUUUAACCGUGAGUCCGUAAGUGACUGUGGAGGCCAAUUCUGGAUCCACACAUCCUUCCACAGUGGGGACAUUGGUUUCCGGGCAGGAGCUGAUCAUGGUGUGGAUUUGCCAAGCGUGCCUUCCUCCUAGCACGUGCUAGAAUUGGUCUUACAGGAAAAAGCAAGGGGUGAGAUGGCUAAAAAUAGCUUUAUCAUGUAUCCUGUAAGGUAGGUUGGGCUGAGAGGCAGUGACUCACCCCAGAUCACAUCCAGUGAGCUUCAUGGCUGAGUGAGGAUUCGAACCCUCGUCUUGCAAACUAUAGUCUGAUACUCCAACACACCAAUUUCUCCGGUGUGGUAUAGUGGUUAAGAGCAGUAGACUCGUAAUCUGGGGAACCGGGUUCGCAUCUACGCUCCUCCACAUGCAGCUGCUGGGUGACCUUGGGCCAGUCACACUUCUCUGACUUCUCUCAGCCCCACUCACCUCACAGAGUGUUUGUUGUGGGGGAGGAAGGAGAAUGUUAGCCGCUUUGAGACUCCUUAGGGUAGUGAUAAAGCGGGAUAUCCAAUCCAAUUCUUCUUCCUCCCUCUCUCUCUCUCUCUCUGCUUGCUCCCCCAACAGGGCUGUGGGUGAAUGUGAAGUUCUAGUCAAGGACAUAUAUGCCAACCUGGGCCUGGAGUAUCUGGAGACUGACUCGGAGGAAGAGGAUGCUGCUUCCAAGCCCAUGGAAGUCAUCGAGAUCCCUGAUGAGGACGACGACGAUGACGUCAUGAGCAUCGAUUCAGGUUAGGCGCCUGGUGGAGUCAAGCAAGAAAGACCAGGUGUGGGGGAUCUUUGGUCCUCCAACUGUUGCUGAACUACUGACGCUCAUUAGCCCUAGCUAUGCUUGGAAGGCUAAGGAUGAUGGGAGUUGUAGUUCAGCGGCAUCUGGAGGACCCAAGGCUCUGAGAUGUCUCCUGAUGUCUUAUAUGCAUAUAGAAGUGAGGGGCAGGUGGAGUACGCCAACCUGGGAAGGUAGCCCAUCUAGGAGAAAGAAAACUCUGAUCCUAAACCUCUGCUGUCUUGCGGGAUAUCUUUGGGAGAAGAAAAGACUAAGGUGUAAACCCUACACAAGUCCAGAGACAGUAGGACGGCACCUUGUGCGCCUCCUCCUGGCAACUCCUGCAGCCAAGCUGGUGCCAAACGUAUUGCUCUGCUUUCUUUUGGACCCCAUGAGCGAGGCUGAGGAGGGGGGGCUUGUCAUCUGAGCAGCCCAGGACCUCCUGAGACAUUGCCCCGGGGCUUAGGUGCUGCUAAUGUAGCGGUUUGACUUCACCCACAAAGGCACACUCCACUGUCUCUUGAUGCAACAAUAUAUGCAUAGAUAAACAAAGCAUUUUUAGUUCACUAUUCAGCCGAAAAAGGCUCCCAGAGCAGCUUGCAACAAUUGGUAAAAAGACAUCCUCUGCCCCAAGGCUUACAAUGUACCGUAUUUUUUCGCCCUAUAGGACGCACCGGCCCAUAGGACGCACCUAAUUUUUUUGGGGGGGGAAUAAAGGGGAAAAAAAUAUUUCCCCCCCAGGCGCGGGGCUGGGACGGGGGAAGCCCGAGCUUCCCCCGACCCCAGCCCCCAGAACAUGCAGCUCUCCGCAAGCCGUAGGAGCCCAGCGCCGGGCUCCCAUGGCUGAAGCUAAGCCUGGGCGCGCUGCGCCUCCCCGCUGUCCCCCCAGCUUGAAGGGCUGGCGGGGGGGAGAAGCAGGCUUCUCCCCGCCGCCAGCCUCCAAAGUACGUCGGGAGACAGCAGGAUGGAGGCGUUCCGUCUCCCCGCUGUCCCCCGAGCUUGUGGGGCUGGCGGUGGGGCUCUCCUGAAGCCUGGAGAGCGAGAGGGGUCGGUGCGCACCGACUCCUCUCGCUCUCCAGGCUUCAGCGAAAGCUUGCAUUCACCCCAUAGGACGCACACACAUUUCCCCUUCAUUUUUGGAGGGGAAAAAGUGCGUCCUAUAGGGCGAAAAAUACGGUAAAUAACACAUCACUAAAGGGAAAUGGAAUGGGGAGGGUGGAGGACGUAUACAGAACAAUCGGGUGCGUAUUCCCCCUCACACACAAUACAGUGGUACCUCGGGUUACAGAUGCUUCAGGUUACAGACGCUUCAGGUUACAAACUCCUGUAACCCAGAAAUAGUACCUCGGGUUCAGAACUUUGCUUCAGGAUGAGAACAGAAACCGCGUGGUGGUAGCGGGAGGCCUCAUUAGCUAAAGUGGUACCUCGGGUUAAGAACAGUUUCAGGUUAAGACCUCCGGAACAAAUUAAGUUCUUAACCCGAGGUACAACUGUAAUUGAUUAUAACUCAUCUGAAACGGGUGGCAGGCUUAUAGAUACUUCCUAGAAGUAAGGGGUUUUUUUACAUCUAAACUUUUUUUUUAAUUACAGCAGAUGCAAGUAACAAAAUGGCAAAGGAUCAGAAAUUGGUGAGUUUUUUGGGUGGUGGGAAAUUACUUGAGUAUCAAGAUCUUAUAGAUAAAUGUUUUCCUUCAUCCUGCCCAGCUUCAGCAGGUGCCCUCAGGGCCUGGAGCCCCAGCCCUGGGAACAGAAGGUUUCAGCACCCCUUUGUUCAAGAGAGAGGCAUGUGCGAAGGGGAGGUGUCUGGGUCUGAUGACUGGUUGAACCUUACUGUGCUGAUUUCCACCAGCUUGCACUCCUUGCCACUGCGUGCUUUUCCAUUUGCUGCCUGGGAGCAGGGAAAAUUAGCUGGGUGGCUGGGGAAAUUGCCAGGGGAAGGGGGGGUCACCUUGAACAUGAGCAGCAAGCUAUGUCUGUGACUAUGCCACAUUUCAAGGGCAUUGCUGGCUCAGUUGAUUAGAGCAGGAUGCUGAUAAUGCCAAGGUUGCGGGUUUGGUCCUUGUAGGAGAUAGCUGUGUAUUCCUGCAUUGCAAGGGGUUGGACUAGAUCAGAGCUUUCCAGACUUCUCAAGUUGGUAGCACACUUUUUGGACAUGCGUCAUUCUGUGACACAGUAAUUCAGGUUUGCACCCUUUUGCGACACGGCACCGUAUUUUUCGUUCUAUAAGACGCACCAGACCACAAGACACACCUAGUUUUUGGAGGAGGAAAGCAAGAAAAAAAAUAUUCUGAAACUCAGAAGCCAGAACAGCAAGAGGGAUCGCUGCGCAGUGAAAGCAGCAAUCCCUCUUGCCGUUCUGGCUUCUGUGAUAGCCGCGCAGCCUGCAUUCGCUCCAUAAGACGCACACACAUUUCCCCUUACUUUUUAGGAGGGGAAAAGUGAGUCUUAUAGAGCAAAAAAUACGGUAAUUCAGUUUUGCAUUUUCGUGACACAGUGAUUCAGUUUUACUAGCAAACUGGAGGUUAAACCGAGCCUUUCCAGCCCCAGGAGAAGUGCAGGGAGUGUUCGUGUGACACGCAUGCACACUGCAGCCAACAUACUUAACAUGUCGUGACACACAGUUUGGAAAGCUCUGGAUUAGAUGAAUCUCAGGCUCCCCUUCCAGCUCCACAAUUCCAUGUUUCUAUGACUCCCAAGAGCACCGUCCGCUUCAGCUCUGCUAGUCCAAAAAGGGCCCUCCUGUUCUCCCUCUAUGGCCAACCAUCCAGAUGGCAUGGCGGGCCGAGAGAAGCUCACCUCUUGGUGUUCCGGGUUCGAGUCCUGUGCUCGUUUUGUGAUCCCGGAAAAAAAUUAAAAAGGAGGUAAUUAAGAGAUGCCUGUCCCUUCUGUUUGCAGCUUCGGGAAGCCAUGGCUGCCAUGAGGAAGUCUGCGCAGGAUGUUCAGAAAUUCAUGGACGCUGUGAACAAAAAGGACGGCCUGGACUCUUACAGGGGUAGUUGUGCGCGAAAAAAUAUCAGUGGUCCAAUAUGUGAGCUGGCUUCAGCCUUGCAGCCCGCCUGCUAACAUUUUUCAGGGCUAUAUUUUUAUCUGUGUACACUGGGGGGGGGUCAGUCCUCUGGAGUCCACUUGCCAGUGUGUGUGUGUGGCUAAAGGGAACCUUGCGAUUGGUUUGCAUCCAUGGCAUAUACUGGCCAGAAGAUUUGAUUCAGAUCCUGAUUUGGCUUUGGGGGGGGGGCUCCUCAGUCUGGGACACUUCGUAGGCUGCAGGGUUACUGUUAUUGUUAUUGAUUGAAUUUAUAUACCGCCCUAUACCCAGGGGUCUCAGGGCGGUUCACAGAAUAAAAUCAAGAUACAAAACCACAUAAUAUAAUACAGCUCUGCUUACGAUUGGUGACAUGAAUCCAAAUUCACGAGGAAUGUUGCAUAGAAGAACUGCCAAUCUGGGUAUAAAACAGCAGCAUUUUUUUUAGUAAACAAUAAUGGGGUACAACCAGAAAUGCUCAAGCAGUUUAUUGUCAAGUUCCUGGCAGUAACUUCUCUCUCUCUCUCUCGCAAUCUGCCUUCAACUUUCUUAUCUUUGGCCAGAAGUGGAGCAAGGUCAUCCCUCCAGAGAGCACUGAAUGAAGCCUGAGAAAUUUCAGAGGGAUAGCUGCAGAGACAAGGGUAGACAUAAUAAUUUUGAAGAAGCAGUCACUUAACAUUCUCUAGUGUUCUGUCGGCAGUUCUGUGAGCAUGAACAAGAUGCUUCUGGGUGAGGACCUGCAAAAUUGCAAAUACAGUCGUACCUUGGAACCUGUGCACCUUGCGAGUCGAACGUUUUGGCUCCUGAACGCUGCAAACCCGGAAGUGAGUGUUCUGGUUUGCGAACGUUCUUUGGAACCCGAAUGUCCGACACAGCUUCUGAUUGGCUGCAGGAGCUUCCUUCAGCCAAUCGGAAGCCGCUCUUUGGUUUCUGAACGUUUUGGAAGUCAAAGGGACUUCCGGAACGGAUUCCACUUGACUUCCAAGGUACCACUGUAGAUCCUGUAGAGGCUUUUUGACCCUGAUCCACACUAUCGCAGAGCAGACCUCCAGGUCGUGUGGCAGAGCAUCCCAUAAUGACAGCAGUGACGGAUCUGGAGCACGAGGGUCUAAAGGAAACGGUUCUCAUGUAUCCUUCCCCCUCUGCCUGUUUGCAGGAUCGCAGCAGGUGAGUCCUGGCUGCGAGCUCACCCAUGAUGGAGACCUGUCCGUCGGAGACCGCGUCCUGGGGAAGAAGCGGACAAAGACCUGGCACAAGGGCACCCUGAUCGCCAUCCAGACUGUGGGUGAGUGCGGCAGCCUGCUGCCCAAAGAAUCGCACUGUUUUAUUUACUUAGAGCUUGCCACUCAAGUGCACUCGCCACUAAGCGAUGUGCGAGGAUGUGCUGCAGAAACAGAAAUCGGUAACACCAGAAUUCAGUUAAAAUGUUUCCUGGGAUAUAUUAGGAAGGUCUUCAGUAGGCACCGAAAGUUCAGCAGGGAGAGUGGGCCUGCCUGAUCUCAGCUGGAAUAUAUACCGUAUUUUUCGCUCUAUAGGAUGCACUUUUUCCCCUCCAGAAAUUAAGGGGAAAUGUGUGUGCGUCCUAUGGAGCGAAUGCAGGCUCCUUGGCUUCAGCGAUAGCCGCCUGGAGUGCUCGGGUUCCUUUGGCUGAAGCUGGGAGAGCAAGACUCUCCUGGCUUCAGCAGAGAGGGAGAGCUGCGCAGCGCCCCUUCAGCCAAGCGGGAGGAGAAAUGGAAGGGGCUCCGUUUCUCCUGCUGCUUCGCUGAAGGGGCGCUGAGCAGAGAGGGGGAGAAUUUUUUUUCUUGUUCUCCCCCUCUAAAACAAGGUGCGUCCUAUGGUUGGGUGUGUCCUAUAGAGCGGAAAAUACGGUAACUACAGGUGAGGCGGGCAGGUGUUGGUGAGGCUUGCCUGAGACGGUGUUUGGGGGCACUGCUGAUCAGCUGACUGUCGGAUCUGCAGAAGCUCCUCUCUUCAAAACGCAGGGCGAAACAGCAAUUGGAGAGGGUGUUCUGAAAACCGUUAAGGUGGCAAACAAAAAAAGGCCAGAUGAUUGACAGGUGGGUGGCUCUGCCCAGCUGUCAGGAUUGACCAAGGAUUGGCAGGACAAGCGCUGCUACGGGAACCACAUAAUGCCCUUCUGCAAUCUCGAUCUUUUUAGGGCAGCAGCAACUAUACUUUGGAACGCCCAGCCUUUUGAUGCUUUCUAUCUACUCUCUUCAGCAAGCAUCCUUGUUUAGACAAGCCUAGCCUGAAGUUUGGGAUGCGGGUGGCGCUGUGGGUUAAACCACAGAGCCUAGGGCUUGCCAAUCAGAAGGUCGGUGGUUCAAAUCCCCGCGACGGGGUGAGCUCAUGUUCCUCAGUCCCAGCUCCUGCCAACCUAGCAGUUCGAAAGCACGUCAAAGUUCCAGUAGAUAAAUAGGUACCACUCCGGUGGGAAGGUAAAUGGCGUUUCCGUGCGCUGCUCUGGUUCGCCAGAAGCGGCUUAGUCAUGCUGGCCACACGACCCGGAAGCUGUACACCAUCUCCCUCGGCCAGUAAAGCGAGAUGAGCGCCGCAACCCCAGAGUUGGCCACAACUGGACCUAAUGGUCAGGGGUCCCUUUACCUUUACCUUUUUAUCUACUCUCUUCAGCGAGCAUCCUUGUUUAGACAAGCCUACCCAGAAGUUUAGAAAUCUGAUGUGCACGUUUUAAUCUGUUUUUAGUCUUUUUGGAAGUCUUUAAUUAUCGCUGUUAACUUUUCUUAUUGCUAAUCCCAUGCCAUCUGUUUUUGUAAACGGCUUUGAGGUUGCAUUUUUAAAUAACCGAGAGCUGUUAUUUAAUAAGAAAUAAGGAAAGAAGCGAGGGGUUUGGGGGGAAGAGAGCCAUCUAGGGGUCUGUCUACUUGAAUAGCAAAGGAUCUUGCGCCCCCCAAUAACUGCCACAUCACUUCUAAUACUCUUGCCCCACAAAAAAGCUUAGGUUAAAAAUUGACCCCUAUUUGUAAUGACCGGCUGGAAUGGAAAAAAGUUGGGAGCUGCACGGUCAGGGGAAAAACAAUGCUGUCCAGGAUUGUAAAGACUGCAGAGAGAAUAAUUGGGUGCACUCUUCCCACCUUGGAUCAAAUCUAUGCUUCCAGGUGUCAUAAGAAAGCUGCAGAGAUAGCGCAGGAUAGUGCGCACCCCAGAAAUGAUCCCUUUCAGCUUCUGCCUUCUGGAAGAAGGUACAGGGUUAUAAAGACCAGGACUAGCCGCCUGAGAAACAGUUUCUACCCAAAUGCAAUUCUGGUUUUAAACGCAGUAUAAGGGGUCUCUAUAGGAGUACUGUAUAUUGUAUUUUAAAAUGGGGUUUCAGAGUUUUUAGGGGUUUCAGAGUUUUUAUGUAGAUUUUUCAAUUUCAUUGUUCUGUGUGGGAUAAUGACAAUAAAGAUACCAUAUUGUAAAGUUGCGAGCCAGGGUCGCCCCAUUUUUCAGCCACCGCCCCUCCCCUUUCGCCCUCUCCCAGGCCCUGGGAAGAAAUACAAGGUGAAGUUCGACAACAAAGGGAAGAGCCUUCUCUCGGGGAACCACAUCGCCUACGACUACCAUCCUUCGGCCGACAAGCUCCAUGUCGGGAGCCGGGUGGUGGCUAAGUACAAGGACGGCAACCAGAUGUGGCUCUACGCGGGGAUCGUGGCCGAGACACCCAACGUCAAGAACAAGAUGAGGUCUGAGGGGUGGGCGCGUCAGAGCGGGUUACCUUUUCCUUUUUAUUGUCAAGAAACCAUUGCAGUUCUUUCCCGGCCAGUUAACACAUGAAUGUGCAUCAUUGCUUCGGAUAUACAGUGGUACCUCGGGAUGCGAACGGGAUCCGUUCCGGAGCCCUGUUCGCAUCCCGAAGCAAACGUAACCCGUGUCUGCGCGUGCGCGGGUCACAUUUCGGCGCUUCUGCGCAUGCGCGUGACGUCAUUUUGACGGUUGUGCAUGCGCGCGCGGCGAAACCCGGAAGUAAUGCGCUCUGUUACUUCCGGGUCGCUGCGGAGCGCAACCUGAAAAUGCUUAACCCGAAGCGUAUUCAUCCCGAGGUUUGACUGUAUUCAUUUAGAGAAGCAGGACCAAAGCGGGAGACAGGCUAGCAACAGCGGAGAACUUUUUCCUUUAAGCCCAAGGGCCACAUUCCCCUCUGGGCAGUUUUGUGGGGGCCGCAUGGCAGGGCAUUGGGAGGGGACAGAGGCAACUGCAGAAAACAUCUUUGUUCAGGCCAGCCUCUCCAGACACGUAAAAGUUCUCAGUUGUUUUUUUUAAAGUUUGCUGUUGAAUGUUUCGGUGACUGGCUUUUAACUGAAUUUUUAUUGUUGAUUUUUAAUCCCCUACUUUGCCUUAUUUUUGCGUAAAAAACAGCUCUGAGGUUUCAUUACAGUCAAGUGGAAUGUAGAUUUUCAUUAGUAGGCAGACCAAUGUAAAUAAGUGGGCGGAGCAAUGUAUCUCCAAUUUUACUUUUUUUGCACGAUAGACUAGUUCCUACACUUUGAAACUCCCUGCCGGUUGACAGCAGGCAGGCGCUUUCCUUGUGCUCCUUUUCGGCGCCUGCUAAAAACAUGUUUGUUCAGACAAGCCAGCCCUGAUGUUUAGAAAGUUUGAUGCAAGUUUUAACCCGUUUUCAGUCUUAAAUGAUUGCUGUUAAUUUUCCUUACUGAAAAUUUUUAUUGCUUUAUCUCUUUUGCAAACCACUUCGAGAUUUGCUUGAUUUUUACAGUCAAGCAGUCUAAAAAAAAUUAUGAAAUAAAUGAAAUAGAUAAUACAGUCGUACCUUGGUUCUCAGACAGAAUCCGUUCGACUUCUGGAAAAGUUCAAAAACCAAUGCGCGGCUUCCGAUUGGCUGCAGGAAGCUUCCUGCAGCCAAUCAGAAGCUGUGUCGGACAUUCGGGUUCCAAAGAACGUUCGCGAACUGGAACACUCACUUCCAGGUUUGCGGCGUUCAGGAGCCAAAACGUCUGAGUCACAAGGCGUUCGAAAACCAAGGUAAGACUGUACACACUCACACACCUUCUGGCCUGCAUCCAGAGAAGCGAGCGACACAGACUUCAAGGACACAUUUCCAGGCAGGCAGAAUUACUUGGAGAGUGGAAUCAGGCCUAGGGAGAUUCUGCAAGGAACAGAGACAUAGCUGUCAACUUACAGAUUUGAAAAUAAGGGAGCAGCUGCCUCGAAAAUAAGGGAUCAGCAGCCAAAAUAAGGGAUCAACAAUUAAUUUGGAAAAAUACAUAUUUUGUUGCAUGCAAAUGGCUUUAGAUACCUAUUAGGUCCAUAAAUCACCAUAUAGCAUCUAUUCAACACAAAAAAACAGCAACAAUUUUUUGUUGACAAAGGACAGCUGGACAUAGAAAGGGCCCCAUUACCUUCAGUAGCUUAUUUAAGGGACAUCAUCAAUAAGGGACAGCAGCGGGCCAUGGCGCUGGGAUAAGGGACUGUCCCGCCAAAUAAGGGACACUUGACAGCUAUGAACAGAGAGAGAAGCUAAGCUAGGGUUGGGCUAGGCGUUAAUGUGCAAAUGGGAACCCCUGUCACUCACCCUAACCUUGUGAAGUGGGCAGACGUUCACUCUGGAUUGCCAGGGGUAGAUCUCCCAGGGGGUUUGUCUUAACUUGCAUAGCAGUAUGGGUGUGUGGUUUUUUUGGUUAUGGAAGGAUUUGCGAGCACCCUGUUCCCCUAACACUUAUUUCUUUCCAAAAAUGCAUCUAUCACUUGACUGUAAACAAAAAAACAAAACCAGCAACAGCAAAAUACUUGGACGUGGUUUGCAAAAGGGAAUAAAACAAUGAAAUGACCAGUAAGAGAAAAAUGGAUGAAGACAACUGUUUAAAGCAUUAAAGAAAAGAGAUUGUGCUAGAAUCCUUGGGACUGAGUCCUGCCGUUUAACUGGGCUCUGCCUUCCCUCCCUCCCAGGUUCCUCAUCUUCUUUGAUGAUGGUUACGCCUCCUACGUCGUCCAGCCAGAGCUCUACCUGAUCUGCAGGCCUCGUGAGUUUGCUUGUUUCAGUCCGAUCGUUCAUUUAUCUAAACGGGUAUCUCUUCUGCCUUCUGAGGGUGUGAGGCUUUCCUCUUCUUUUUACAAAAACCGUGUGUGUAGAGGGAGAUGGCAGUUAACUGAAACAGCAGCAUUACAGUAAGGGAAAGACGGUAGCAGCUUUGCAUCCCUAAGGUUUGCUAGGCAGCUCAAAGCGCCUUACAACUGUUUAAGCAAAAAAACAAGCACAUACACUAAAACCAGCAUUAUUUUAUAUAUGUGUGUGUGUGUGUGUAUGUGUGUGUAUAUAUAUGUGUAUAUAGAUAUAGAUAUAGAUAUAUACACACAUACACACACAUAUAUGUACGUAUGCAUAAAUGUAUAUGUAUAUAUAUGUGUGUGUGUAUAAAUAUUGUAUGUAUAUGUAUACGUAUCCACCCAUACAGUGUUUUUUGUUCAGGGGGAGAACGCAGGGGGAUGCAGACCCCUAAACAUUUUGUGAAUCUUAAAUUUGGCCUCAUUGAGGGGCAGUAUUUCAAUAUGAAUAGGAAAAUGAGAGUACCCCUAAACAUUUUUUUAGAAAAAAGGCACUGCACCCAUAUAUAUACAGUGAUGCCUCGGUUGUCGAACAUAAUCUGUUCCGGAAGACUGUUGACUUCCUAAACAUUUGACAACCAAGGCGCAAAGGGCAGUCAGCAAUUUCAAUUGAGAAAAUUGGAAAACAUGCAGCGGAAGCAUUUACUUCUGGGUUUUCGGCAUUCGAAAACCGAAACGUUCAGCUUCCAAGAUGCUCGAAAACCAAAGUACCACCGUGUGUGUGUGUGUGUGUGUGUGUCAUCAUUCCUAGCAGGAUCACUGGUGAGGGAUAAAAGGAAUUGUAGUCCAAAAAGGUCUGGGGAACCGAGUUUGGGAAACCUUGCCAUAUAGAUAAUGAAAAGCCAAAGGCCUGAUGAAAAAGGAGUGUUUUUUUGCCACAUGCAAUGAUGGUGCCAGGCGAGCGCCUCCUUUUAUAAGUUGCUUUGUGUGGAUAAUAAAGCUGGAAAGGCAAGAGAAGCAUUUUGAAAAGUGUUCUGUGCAGGAAAAAAUCCUUUUUUUUUUUAAUUCUUUCCUUUUAAAAAAAAAAGCAAUCCGUGUGUUUUCCUUCCACCAGUCAAGAAGUCGUGGGAGGACAUAGAAGACAUCUCGUGCCGGGAUUUCAUUGAGGAGUACGUCACGGCGUACCCGAACCGGCCGAUGGUCUUGCUCAAGAGCGGCCAGCUGAUCAAAACCGAGUGGGAGGGGACCUGGUGGAAGUCCCGCGUGGAGGAAGUGGACGGGAGCCUGGUCAAAAUCCUCUUCCUGGUAGGAUCCGCUAAGGUAUCGCUCACCCUUCCUUGCCUGCUUUGGAUUAUCUCUCUGUCGGAAUACAACGAGGGUCCGCUGCCCUUUCCGCGUCUUCCCCAGGACGCGAGAUUCGUUGCGCCUUCUCCCCUACAGGACAGGGGGGUAGACAGCAGCAGGAGCCCAGCGAUUGCAAGAGACAAGUGCUGAACUGCUGGGCCUUUGGGUGUGUGUGUGUGUAUAUACAAACUCCCCCUACAGGACAGUAGGAUGUAGCGCACCAGAAGUCCAGCGUGACCAAGAGAUGGAUGCUGGGGCGGGUGUUUGUGUACAUACUUCCCCCUACAGGUCAGGAGGGUACAUAGCACAGGAAGUCCAGUGUGACCAAAAGAUUAGUGCUGUACCACUGGACUUCUGGUGUGUGUGUGUGUUUUGACACACUCCCCCUGCAGGACAGUAGGAUGUAGCGCACCAGAAGCCCAGUGUGACCAAGAGAUGGGUGCUGGGGCAGGUGUGUAAAUACCUCCCCCUACAGGUCAGGAGGGUACAUAGCACAGGAAGUCCAGUGUGACCAUAAGAUUACUGCUGUACCACUGGGCUUCUGUGUGUGUGUGUGUUGACACACUCCCCCUGCAGGACAGGAGGGUGUACGGCACCAGAAGCCCAGCGUGACCAAGAGUGCUAAAGUUGUAUGUGUGCAUUAGUCCCCUGACCCUCCCUGACGGAACUGAGCCACGCUGCCUUUUUGCUCUCCCCACACGGCCAGGACGACAAGCGCUGUGAAUGGAUCUACCGGGGAUCCACCCGCCUGGAGCCGAUGUUCAGCAUGAAGACCUCCACCGCUUCCACCCUGGAGAAAAAGCAAGGAGGGCAAAUGAGGACUCGCCCGAACGUCGGUAAAGCCAUCCACCUCCUGUCUUUCUGAGCGCCAUUCAGAGAAUUGCCCAUGACCCACAUUGUCAGGAAUGAGGAGGGGGAGAUAACACAAGGGGAAGGGUGUCCUUAAAGUUCGUUAAAUUUGUGCAUCCCUUCCCCGAAGCAAUUUGCAGCCAAACCAGAAAAAGAAUAUAACGAGCAUGGACCCACAUUUUGGGACACAGCUGUGUGAAAUCGAGUUGCCCGCCUCUGUCUCCAAGCUCCUCUCCUGUCCUAAACGUUUCCUUCUCUCUCUCUCUCUCUCUAUCCAGGGGCCGUCCGGAGCAAAGGGCCGGUCGUCCAGUACACGCACGACUUAACAGGGACCAGCUCACAGUUCAAGCCCGUGGAACCUCCUCCGCCAAUGCCUGUUGUGAUGUCCCAGCCGGUUUCGCCCCAGUUCAUUGACGUGGAGUAAGUCGCUGAGGAUUGCUCCCCCGAUGGGGAGCCUGGGAGGGUUAUCGCUUGCUCCGUUCGCCGGCGGGCAAAGUGGCAUCGCUCCAAGGUCUGCAGGCCGGCAGUCUUGGGUUUGGUGUGUUCAGCUAAAAGUAUAGCUGUCAACCAUCACUUAUUUGGCGGGAAACUCCCUUAUCCCAGCGCGGUGUCCCGCUGCUGUUGCUUAUUGAUGAUGUCUCUUAAAUUUCCCGGGUUUCAAAGGAAGCAGCUCCUCUCCCUCCCUCCCUGCCGGCCAGGGAGGAGGGAGGCUCCAACUGUGUUGCUUGGCUGCGUUGCUCACCCAAUAAGGAGUCUAAGAACGACUGGGGGGUGGAGCUUGCAUGCCUUGUGCCGAUCAAAUCGGCUGCCUUGCCUGGGGACUCGCCUUUGCUCAGCGCUUCCCAGCGGAGAGGUGACGGUGGUUUUCCUUGCUGCAUCCCCUUUGCCGGGUUGCUGCGCUGUGGGAACCACCGCUUGAGGCUUCGUUUGGCUGCUGGCUGGGCUUUCUGCCUUUGGCUCGGAGGGGCUCAGAAGUCGAACAUACCUGUGCUCGGAAUUGGAUGGAUACGUCAUCGACAGCCCACUCACACUUGCCGGGGUGAUCAUCCCUUAUUUUGGCUGCUGAUCCCUUAUUUUCGAGGCUGCUGGCCCCUUAUUUUGAAAUCUGUAAGUUGACAGCUAUGAGCUAAAAGGCUAAAGUCACAAAUGAUGAGGGCAGUCUUUCCACUUGAGACCCUGCGGAGCCACCACUCCUUUGAACGGAUGACGCUGGUCUUCCCCCGCAACCCUGGACUCCAAACCCCAUCAUCCACAACAACUGCUCGCACUUGCUGGGAAUGAUGGGUGUUGGACUCCUAGGACUGGCGUACUCCAGCCAUUUCUCCCUCCUUCCUUACCUUGGGAGUUUUGUACUGAAUCUCUCGCCCUCCUCCUUUCGGCGCAGAAGCCUCGAGAGCCAGCUCGCUCAGGCCAAGAAGCAGCAGGUGGCGAAGAAGAGCACUUCGUUCUUGCGUCCCGGUUCGGUGGGAUCGGGGCCGCCCUCCCCGACCUCCCCCAUCCUGAGCGAAACGCCUGCCGUGGGCAAGACGGGCGUGACCCAGCAGUUCCGGUGAGUGUCGAGUUCUGAAAGCACACGCAACAGGGAACACAAAUAGCCAUAUCGCCAUCUCUUGCUGGUCCUGCCUACUCCGUGGCAACUCUGCCAGCCUCUGUGCAUUGGGCGGGCAGGGCCCGGGGAACAGGAAAGUCUAAAGCUGGAAGCCUACUCUUUAUUAAUCCCCACGACGGGGUGAGCUCCCGCUGCUCUGUCCCAGCUCCUGCCAACCAGGCAGUUUGAAAGCACACUGGCGCAAGUAGAUAAAUAGGUACCGCUGCGACGGGAAGGUAGACGGUGUUUCCGUGCACUCUGGUUUCCGUCACGGUGUUCUGUUACACCAGUAGCAGUUUAGUCCUGCUGGCCACAUGACCCAGAAAACUGUCUGUGGACAAAUGUCAGCUCCCUCGGCCUGAAAGCGAAAUGAGGGCCACAACCACAUAGUCGCCUUUGACUGGACUUAACUACACUUUUUGUACAAACAAACCCAGCAAAAUCCACUUACCAGAGGCAAAAGUGGGAUGGGCAUACAUACCGUUAGCAUCCUUUCAUCUUCUCAAAUCCACCCCCCUCUUGUCUCCAGCCUCAGAGGUAGACAGAGACUUACAAAACAAUCCUGAGUAUAGGAAACCAGUUUAAGUUAAGUUGGUGUAAGUUACUCCUGUUCCAUGCUCCGUUCAGGAGCCAGACUGAGCCUGGCAAAGAGAAAACAAGCCAUCAAAGUGGACUUUAACUUAGCAUCACCAUCAGCCAGUGUGGUGUAGUGGUUAAGAGCGGUAGACUCGUAAUCUGGUGAACCGGGUUCGCUUCCCCGCUCCUCCACAUGCAGCUGCUGGGUGACCUUGGGCCAGUCACACUUCUCUGAAGUCUCAGCCUCACUCUCCUCACAGAGUGUUUGUUGUGGGGGAGGAAGGGAAAGGAGAUUGUGAGCCGCUUUGAGACUCCUUAAAGGUAAAGGUAAAGGGACCCCUGACCAUUAGGUCCAGUCGUGGCCGACUCAGGGGUUGCGGCGCUCAUCUUGAUUUAUUGGCCCAGGGAGCCGGCGUACAGCUUCCGGGUCAUGUGGCCAGCAGGACUAAGCCGCUUCUGGCAAACCAGAGCAGCGCACGGAAACACGGUUUACCUUCCCGCCGGAGUGGUACCUAUUUAUCUACUUGCACUUUGAUGUGCUUUCAAACUGCUCGGUUGGCAGGAGCAGUUACCGAGCAACAGGAGUUCAUCCCGUCGCGGGGAUUUGAACCGCCGACCUUCUGAUCGGCAAGUCCUAGGCUCUGUGGUUUAACCCACAGCACCACCCGCGUCCCUCUGAGACUCCUUAGGGUAGUGAUAAAGCGGGAUAUCAAAUCCAAAUCCAAACAGCAGAAUAGAAGUGCAGCAAAAUGAGUAACUCUUCUUAGUGCAGGCCAACGGUGGCUGGAAAGCGGGGGGGCAUCAGUGGUACCCUGCGAGUGAGGGUGGGUGGGCAGAUCUUGCCCCAGCUGCACCUGUUGUGCUCACUGCCAGCCCCCCUCUCUCCCCAACCCCACCCCAAUUCUCUCCCCGGAAGGUUCUUGGGCGCCCAGCCCUCCACCAGCCCCACCCCGCAGUUCUACGGCAUGAUGGACCGGGUGCCCAGCGACCCCACCUACCGGGCCCCUGUGGAGAAGCUCUUCUACCUGCCCCACGUCUGCAACUACACCUGCCUCUCCCGGACGCGCCCCUUCCAGACCGACCAGCACCGCAGCCGGAACCCCCUCCUCGUCCCGCUGCUGUACGACUUCCGCCGCAUGACGGCCCGCCGGCGGAUCAACCGCAAGACGGGCUUCCACGUCAUCUACAAGACGCCGUGCGGGCUGUGCCUGCGCAGCAUGGCGGAGGUGGAGCGCUACCUCUUCGAGACGAACUGCGACUUCCUCUUCCUGGAGAUGUUCUGCCUGGACCCCUACGUCCUGGUGGACCGCAAGUUCCAGCCCUACAAGCCCUACUACUACAUCCCCGACAUCACCAUGGGCAAGGAGGACGUCCCCCUCUCCUGCGUCAACGAGAUCGACAACACCGCCCCACCCCAGGUGGCCUACAGCAAGGAGCGCAUCCCCGGGAAGGGGGUCUACAUCAACACCAGCGCCGAUUUCCUGGUGGGCUGCGACUGCGAGGACGGGUGCCGGGAUAAGUGAGCGGCUUCCUCUUCUCCCCAAAACCGGCUGGUGGGUGGGAAGGACCCUGUUUCAGCUGGAGGGCCCUGCAGUUAUUUGCAGCAGUGACUUGUUUUGCGUGGGGAUUGUGUUCCUGACCCCCAUGUGUGUAAUCCCAUCCACCCCCCUCUUCCGGCCACUUCCGGGGACGGCGCUGUAUGUGCACGCCAGUUGGAUGCACCUAGUUGUUUCCUGUACAGUGGUACCUUGACUCCCAUUCGACUCCCAGAACCAUUCGGAAAGCAAAGCAUGGCUUCUGAUUGGCUGCAGGAGCAUCCUGCAGCCAAUCACAAGCUGCCCCGGGUGAUUGGAUUCCGAAAAUCGUUUGGAAACUGGAAUACUCACUUCCGGGUUUCGAUCGUCCGGGAGCCAAUUUUGUUUAGGAGCCAAGGCAUUCGGCUUCAAGGUACGGCUGUAUCUGUUUAUUCAUAUGCUGCUCAAUGGUGUGUUUGUUUUUAAGACCCCAAGCAGUUUAGAAAGAGAAUAGUAUAAUGAAAUUGUUGGUUAAAAACAAGUCUUAGAAAUAUUCAAAAGAUAAAAAUCAACAAAUAAACCAAGAGCAGAUCAAAACGUACAUCAGUCUGGCGUAGCUCAGUCGGGUCAAUCUCAGCGUUGUGUGUUCGAGCCCCACCUAGAUUCCUGCAUUGUAGGGGGUUGGACUGGAUGACCCCAGGGUCCCUUCCAACUCUACGAACGGAAGGCAAGUGAAUGGCUGCUGUAGGUGCUGCCAGCUGCUGAGAAUCACAGAUGAGGAGAGUCCUGUUUGUGUGGCUGAAUGGGCUCUGUCUAAACAGAAAUUUUAGAUGUCGCAGCAAAGGUUACAGCACAGUCGCCUGCCCGAUAUCAAUAGUCAGGGAGUUCCAGAGGGCAGGUGCUGCUAAAAGAUCGGUUUCUAACAAACGUGGAGCGAAUGUUAUGUAGCACCUGUGGCAGUGGGGGUAUAAUUAUGAUUGGGCUCGUUUGUUGCUUAUAACUCGGAAGGUCUCUCAAGUGACUCACGACACCUUUUAAAUCCAUAAAUGCGACUACACUAUAUCUAUUUAUUUCAGUUAAUUUGGAGAGUUUCUGCCCUGCUCUUCAGCUGCAAAGGCUCCCAGGGAGACUUAUGUGCCAUCAGUUAAAAAGAUGGCAAUCUCUGCCCGCAGGCUUACAGUCUAAAUUAAAGGCCCCACACACAACAGAAAAGGGAUUGGGGGGGGGACAGAAUUGAACUUGGGCGCCAAUUCUUAAAAGUGCUGUUCUGGCCAUGUUCUCCAGCUGAACAGGAGGUGGGAUUGCAAACCGCUCUGGGGCUGCUGUGCAGAGACCACUGGGGCGCUCCCUGGCCUUACAGCUGGGGGUUUGGUUUCCUGACUUGAGCCCCACACUUCCCCCCUCCUCCUUGACAGGUCCAAAUGCGCUUGCCACCAGCUCACGAUCCAAGCGACCGCCUGCACCCCGGGGGGCCAGACCAACCCAAAUGCCGGGUUCCAGUACAAAAGACUGGAAGAAUGCCUCCCCACAGGGUAAGCUUUCUUUGUUGUUGUUGUUGUUUAGUCAUGUCCGACUCUCCGUGACCCCCUGGACUAGAGCACACUAGGCCCUCCUGUCUUCCACUGCCUCCCGCAGUUUGGUCAAACUCAUGUUCGUAGCUUCAAGAACACUGUCCCACCAUCUCGUCCUCCGCCGUCCCCUUCUCCUUGCGCCCUCCAUCUUUCCCAACAUCAGGGUCUUUCCCAGGGAGUCUUCUCUUCUCCUGAGGUGGCCAAAGUAUUGGAGCCUCAUCUUCAUGAUCUGUCCUUCCAGUGAGCACUCAGGGCUGAUUUCCGUCAGAAUGGGGAGGUUUGAUCUUCUUGCAGUCCAUGGGACUCUCCAGAGUCUCCUCCAGCACCAGAAUUCAAAAGCAUCCAUUCUUCGGCGAUCAGCCUUCUUUAUGGUCCAGGUCUCACUUCCAUACAUCACUACUGGGAAAACCAGACCUUUUACUAUACGGACCUUUGUUGGCAAGGUGAUGCCCCGCUCUGCAACCUGACCGGAGGAGGGCAGCCAGGAUUGCAAGUGGUUUUGGGAAGCCCUAGUUGCAUGAGAAACAGGCGAAGGAGUCUGUUUUUACCUGGAGAGGAGUAGCGUAAGAGGAGAGGGUGGGAAGCCAGCCCCAGAGAUAUGAAAGUCUGCUGAGAAUAUGGAGGGGACCUGUUUUUGUUGUUCCAGGAGGAGGAACCAGGAACCACAAGGGGAGGGAAUUCCUGUGGAGCAAAUUUCGGCCAGACGUUAUACACUGUUUGUGUGCUCCCAUGAUGGUUCCUGAUUCCCCCCCUUGCCUGAUGAGCGCAGGGCAUGGUUCCAGCAUCCCUGACCGACGGUAGCUUGAUGUCUGCUUAAAUACCUCCAGCGAAAGAGGACUAGAUCAGGAGUACUGACCUACAUGGACCGAGUGGCCUGACUUGAGUACGAGGCAGCUUCCUGACUCUGGGAACAUUGCCAUCCCUUGUUACCAAGAAAGGUGAAGCAGGCACACUCUCUGGGCCUGACGAGGAAGUCCGUUCAGUGCUGGACUCCAAACCAGCUUUCACUCAGAAGCAUGAGGACUAGAAUCUUUCUUUCUUUUUAGAGGAAGGGCUGUAGCUCAGUUGCAGAGAACCAGCUUUGCCUGCAGAAGGUCCCAGACCCCAUCCCUAGGGUUUAUAGGUAGGGCCAGGAAUGUCCCCUGCCUGAAUCCCUGCAGAGCUGGGUCGACAACACUGACACUAGAGCAGGGAUAGGCAAACUAAGGCCCGGGGCCGGAUCCAACCCAGUCGCCUUCUAAAUCCAGCCCACGGAUGGUCUGGGAAUCAGUGUGUUUUUACAUGAGUAGAAUGUGUGCUUUUAUUUAAAAAUGCAUCUCUGGGUUAUUUGUGGGGCAUAGGAAUUCGUUAAUUUUCCCCUUCAAAAUAUAGUCAGGCCCCCCCACAAGGUUUGAGGGACAGUGGACCGGCCCCCUGCUUUAAAAGUCUGCUGACCCCUGCACUAGAGGGACCUCAGUGGCUUGGCUCGAGAUCAAGGCAGCUUCCUGACUCUGGGAACGUUGCCGUCUCUUGUUGUAAGAUUGGUGAGGCAGGUGCACUCUCUGGGCCCAGCGAGCAGCCCUUUCCAUUGCUUGACUCUCCCUGCAUCUUCUUCCCUCUUCUUCCGGGCCUCUGCCAGCGUCUACGAGUGCAACAAGCGCUGCAAGUGCAAUCGGAACAUGUGCACGAACCGCCUGGUGCAACACGGCCUGCAAGUCCGGCUGCAGCUCUUCAAGACGCAGAACAAGGGCUGGGGCAUCCGCUGCCUGGAUGACAUUGCCAGGGGCUCCUUCGUCUGCAUCUAUGCAGGUACAGGGCGCCGGGCCUGGGGCCUCUGAAUCUCCAUCUGCGGGGCAGCCGCCCCGAAGAGCAGCGUUCACGUGCCAAAGGAACUGGGAUUAAGCAAGGCCGCUGAGCGUAGACAUAGCGCCAAACCAUGGUUGAAACAAGCUGUGGCUCAUAAGCUAACAGCACCCUGUGGCUUCACAUUGUUUGUCCCUGGCAGAAAACAAACCAUGGUUCAAAUGAGUCACAAUUAGGCUAAACAAACCAUGGUUCAAAUGAGCCACACUUGGGCUAAACAAACCAUGGUUCAAAUGAGCCACACUUGGGCUAAACAAACCAUGGUUCAAAUGAGCCACAAUUAGACUAAACAAACCAUGGUUCAAAUAAACCUCACCUGGGCUAAGCAAACCUUGGUUUAGUGUUAAUGUGCAAACCACAUCAUUGAUGGCCUCUGCUGCCUCCUGUGGGAGGGAGUUCCAUAGUUCAACUUCACACUUUAUUUGUCCUGAAUCUUCCAACACUCAGCUUCAUUGGACAUCCAGAAGUUUUAGUGUUCCCCACCCUUCAUAUUUUACUGAUUUUCAGAUAUAGCAGGUCUGAAGAAACAAUAAACGUAAUGCCAGCCCCUGCCCCGAAGUACAGAGAUAGUGUUAAAGAAUAGUACACUGAAAUGCAGACGUAGGUUGAUGCCGUACACGAGAAGAAAUCAAACAGAUGUCUCAUUCCAGUGUCCCAUGAGAAGCCGGCAUGUGAAAUAGAUUCAGCAUAUUCAAUAAAAGUAAACCACCUUGUAUAGGAAGCUGUGUGUCUUCUUCCAGUAUGGAGAUUCUGUUAGUUUAUCCAUAAGAAUGACGCCCUGUGUCUGUGACAACAGUGCUUCCAAAAGGUCUGUAUUAGGAGUUCUCCAGUGUCUGGCUAUAACAAGUUCAGGAGCAGCUAACAGCUGAACAAGAAGGUAUUUAGUAGACAGAUCUGGGCGAGACAGGCGGUUUGGUGAUCUGGUGUCGUAAGCGAGGCAGGAAAAAGCUUUCCCCAUUUUGUCCAUACUUUUAUAAACUUCCUAUUUCCAGCGUUAUAAACUUCGUAUAAACUCGCAAGCUUGUACAAGUUGUACAAGUGACAAUAAAGUAUUUCAAUUUCAAUAGGAUUUCAAUUUCAAUUAACGGGAGUGUCAUGAGUUUGCAAAGGCUUAUGUUUCCUAGCCGAGAGCUAAGGGUCUCUCUUUCUCCCCCCGACUGCUGUUUCUCUGCUUGCUGCCCCGCAGGUAAAAUCCUGACGGACGAUUUUGCUGACAAGGAGGGCCUGGAGAUGGGCGACGAAUACUUUGCCAACCUGGACCACAUUGAGAGCGUGGAGAACUCGAAGGAGGGCUACGAAAGCGAGGCCAAGUGCUCUUCGGACAGCAGCGGCGUCAACCUGAAGGACGACGAGGACGAGAACUCGGGCUCGGAGGAGCAGGAGGAGUCCAACGAGGAGAGCUCGGACGACAACUUCUGCAAGGACGAGGACUUCAGCACCAGCUCGGUCUGGCGCAGCUACGCCACCCGGCGCCAGACGCGGGGCCAGCGGGAGAACGGCCUCUCUGAGACGGCCUCCAAGGACUCGGGCCUGGCCCGGCAGGCCAGCCACGAAGAGGCCGCCCACUGCAAGCCUCCCCUCUCGGAGGAGACCUCCAAAAACAAGGUGGCCUCCUGGCUCAGCUCCAACACCAUGGCCGACGGCUUCCAGGACAACGACAGCCGCUCCUCGUUUCGCACGCACGAGGCGGGCGAGGCGAAGGCCGCAAAGGCUGAGCCCCCAGACGGCGAGAAGGCGGCUCUGGGAGGCCGGGACGAUUUCGGGCUGGAGGUGAAGAAGAAAGAGGUACGGUUCCUCUCCCCUGCAGUGUUCUGUGGAUAGAUUUUUGGCGGCCCUCUCUGUCGGGUUUGGAAACAUGUGAACUACACCCGUGAUUUCUGCAUCGCAGGGGAUUUUGCUCAGGGGUCAGCAAACUUUUUCAGCAGGGGGCCGGUUCACAGUCCCUCAGACCUUGGUGGGGGCAGCGGACUAUAUUUUGCAAUGCAGGCCAACUCUUAUUAAAUAUUUCUGCCUAAAUGUUUGCUAGGGACGCGGGUGGCACUGUGGGUUACCACUGAGCCUAGGACUUGCCGAUCAGAAGGUCGGCGGUUCGAAUCCCCACGAUGGGGUGAGCUCCCGUUGCUCAGACCCUGCUCCUGCCAACCUAGCAGUUCAAAAGCACGUCAAAGUGCAGGUAGAUAAAUAGGUCCCGCUCCAGCAGGAAGGUAAACAGCGUUUCCGUGUGUUGCUCUGGUUCGCCAGAAGUGGCUUAGUCAUGCUGGCCACAUGACCCGGAAGCUGUACGCCGGCUCCCUCGGCCAGUAAAGCAAGAUGAGCACUGCAACCCCACAGUCCCUUUACCUUUAAAUGUUUGCUACAGUUUCCUCUUUCUCGCCCUUCUUUCCCACAGGAACCCGAAGACCACAGCAAACCUCUGUUGUAAGUUCCCGUUUUUUUCCUUCUGCUCUUCUCUUCCUUUGGGUAACUUGGGCCAGCUCUGGCUGCUCCUGGAUUUCUGUCUCCUUUGGGAAAAGAGUCAGGAGUGUUUCUGAACAUUCUACCAGCUGAAGAACUCCCCGCAAGCAGAAAGCUAGCAUGUCAAGGACACGGGCAAAAGGAUAUAGCUCAGAGGUUCCCCAAACCCUUGUUCACCACAGACCAAUGGAAUAUCACUGAGGGACUUUUCUGCCCGUUGUAGCAAGUGCUAGAUGUUGUGUUUAAUUGUAUUUCUACUGUUGCUUUUGUUUUCUGUACUGCGUUACCAUUUUCAUUCUGCAGAAUUGUAAUUGCGAUACAAUAAAAUACAGUCUUAAGAAUUCAGGCAAGCCGUGCAAACACAGUUAAAGAUCAGUAUGAGUGCUUAACGCAGCAUGACACUGACCACCUGAGCUAAGCUUUUGGGGCCACCACUGGGUGGUCCAUGGACUACAGUUUGGGAACCUUUUCCCUGACAUGCUAGCCUUCUAGGCGCGGGGAGGGUUGUUUUUCAUUCUCACCUGACAAACAUUCAAACAUGAUCCAGUCACUUCAGCCAGUUUCACCUGUGAGGUAGGAUAAGCUGAGAAGGUUGCACUCUGGACGCAUCGUGGCUGAGGGGGGAUUCGAACCCUGGUCCCUCCCUGGUCCUAGUCCAGCACUCUUAACCACUACACCACACUGGGUCUUUUCUUUAUCAUUUAUUGCUUCAACUCCACCCUCCUCCUGACCCAGAGCCCAGGGUGGCUAAAAGUCCUCUGAACUGUACAAACACGACACGGCUUUCAUAAAACAAACUAUUAAACGUACAGAAUGUUAAUCCCGAUUUUAAAACGGCAACAGCCUAGAGUUUUCUCCUCUCCACAACCACAUGCGGUUUAAACGACCGAAUGCCCAAGCAAAAGGAAAAUGUUUUAAGGUGAUGCCUUAAUUUCUUACACUUGAGAAAAAUGAAAUAAUUAAUGGAGUCAUUUGUUUUUAUUAUAAAUUACAAAAAAACGAAACAAUGAAUGCUGCGAAGGGGGGGAAACUAGUAUAAUGCAUUAUAGUACACUGAAUAUUGUGUUAAACAGAAGAUUCUGUAUCUUAUACAUAACCAAUGUUGUGCCUUCAAGAAAUGCUCCAUGAAUCCUGAAAUGUGGUUCAAGGAAAGGAGGGAGGACUGAUUUCUCUUUACACUGAAUAUUAAUUUUGCAUUACAGUAAAUAAAAUGGGGGGGGAAUCAGUGCUGGAACCACAGCCAUGUAUCAGCUGUCUAUUUAUGUGGUGGUUGCGGCUUGCUGGCAUCUUGCAGCGAAGCAUUGUGUGAGCAGCUAACUCCUUCCUCUGUCCUCCCCCAGGGUGCCCAGUGCAGGCAGGUUGUACGGUUACAAUCCAAACCCGCCGGUCCCCGAAGGAGUCCGGAGGCCAAUCAGCAAGACAGCUUUGCUUCAGAGCCGCAGGCACACAGAGUCCCAUCAGGUACCCAUAGAUGUAAUUAUCUUAAGAACUUUUAGGCCUGUGAGCAGGCUGUUAUCCUUCCACAAAGCUUUAUGUUAGAAUCGUAGACUCAGAAUUGUCGAGUGGGGAGGGAUCCCAAGGCUCAUGUAGUCCAACCCCCUGCAAGUGGGGGGCAUAUGAAGAACAAAAGAGGAUUGUGUUCCAUCUUGUCGAUACCCACUUUAAACUGAGCUGCCCGGAACGGAAUUCCUUGCUGGCCAAGGAGAGGGGCGGCUGCAGACGUUCCCUCCCUCCCUCCCACUUUUCUCUCUCUCUCUCUCUUCCACCGCCAGGAUGUGCUGAUGCUCUCCAGCAGCACAGACAGCGAUGGUGACAACGGGCGCGGCACCUCGCGGCAGGCGCAGGGCAACGACAGCGACGACAUCCAGACCAUCUCCUCCGGGUCGGAAGAGGAGCCGGGGCCAGACGGCAAGAAGAGCUCUUCGGGGCUGGGUGAGCGCAGCCGCGUUUGGGGAGAGGGGAGGCGAUUGUGUGUACAGUCAUACCUCGGGUCACAGACGCUUCAGGUUGCGUUUUUUUCAGGUUGUGGACUGUCAAAACCCGGAAGUACCGGAAUGGGUUACUUCCGGGUUUUGGCGGUCGCGCAUGCACAGAAGCGCUAAAUUGUGCUUUGCACAUGCGCAGAAGUGCCGAAUUGCAACUUGUGCGUGCGCAGAUGCGCCACUGCGGGUUGCGGACGUGCAUCUCGCACGGAUCACGUUCGCAACCCGCAGCGCCCACUGUAUAUUAAACAAUUUUGGAGUGGCAUUCAAGAGGAGCUUAAAAAAAAAGCUUAAAAUAUCAUGUAAAAAAACCCGCAGAGGCGUACCUCUUGGGAAUUACAUCGACUGACAUUCCUACCGCUAGGGAAAAAGGGUUUCUUAUAUGCAACCUCUGUGCCCAGAAUGAUGAUAGCAAAAAAUUGGAAGGGCGAAAGAACUCCCUCAAUAAGAGAAUGGCAAAUAAGAUUUUGUGACUAUAUAGAAUCAGCAAGACUUAACAGCAGUGGUAAGAGGCUAGUCAUACCAAAAAUUGAUAGAUGAGUGGACUUGCGUGAAGGAAUACGUCAUAAAACAUUGUUCUGGUAUUAAAAUAUCAAUAUGCAAUGAACGAAACUUAUACAGUGGUGCCUCGCAAGACGUAAUUAAUCCGUUCCGCGAGUAUCUUCCUCUAGCGGUUUUUUCGUCUUGCGAAGCAACCCUAUUAGCGGCUUAGCAGAUUAGCGCUAUUAGCGGUUUAGCGGCUAUUAAAGGCUUAGCGGCUUAGAAAAGGGGGGGGGAAACAAAAAAAAAUCUCAAGACUCGCAAGACAUUUCCGUCUUGCGAAGCAAGCCCAUAGGGAAAUUUGUCCUGCGAAGCGCAUUGAAAAACGGAAAACCCUUUCGUCUAGCGGGUUUUCCGUCUUGCGAGGCAUUCGUCUUGCGGGGCACCACUGUAGAGUAAAAAAAUUAAGAAGAAACAGGUACAAGAUGAAAUAGUCAAAAAUAAUAUUGAUAACACAGCGAAAAGAAGAAAAGAAACAAAGGAUGCCGCAUAUAGGUGGAGGGAAGUCAGAAUUUAUGUCUUUAUGUUUGUUUUCUUUUUUUGUAAUCUUAAGUUGAGCGGUGUAUGUAUCUAUGUAUGAUGAGUUUGUUUAGUGUUCUGGUUUGGGUUUGUAAGUAUCGCAUUUAUCAAUAAAAGUUUUUUUAAAAAGGACAGAAAAGGGAGCCUUCCGGGAUGAGGCCAGUGUGGAGCCCACCGGGUCCAGCAUCCCGUUCUCACGGGGGCCCAAUGGGAAGCCCCAAGCAGGACCCGGGCGCAAGAACCAUUUCUUCCCUCCUCUGGCUUCCGGCAGCUGCGAUUCAGAAGCGUCGCUGCUUCCAGCCCUUGAGGCAGCCAAUUUAGCUUUUUAAAAUUUAGUUGUCGCUUCUUUAACAGUGUUUUAUAUUCCGUUUUGCUGAUGAUUUGUUAAUUGCCGUAUCGGCCCAAAUAUAAGCCGCACCCAAAUAUAAGCCGCACCUUUAAAAGUGGAGGGUGGGGGAGAAAAAGAAGGGGAAAUACCCACAUAUAAGCCGCUCUAUUCCUGGCUGCUCCUGGCUGCAUACUGGGUGGGAGGGGGAGCUGUGUUGCGUUGCCAGCGGCCUUCCCCCUUCCUCGCUCUCUCUCCCUUCUUGGCCUUGGGGAACGCUCCUGGCGCUGUUUUCCCCAUGCUCCCGGCUGCAUACCGUAAGGUCACGAAUAUAAGCCACACUUUAACUUUUCACAGUCAGAAUUUGGGGGGAAAGUGAGGGUUAUAUUCAGGCCAAUAAUAACUUGCGUCACCUUGUGCUGCUCAGGAGGUUAGGCUAUACUGGCUGGUUUUUCUUCCUUUCAUGUCAAAGGGGGAGCGAGGUAGGGGAGAAAAACCCUCACUUUUAUAAUAAUAAUAAUAAUAAUAAUAAUAAUAAUAAUAAUAAUAAUUGUAAUAAAAAAUUUUAUUUAUAGCCCGCCCUCCCCAGCCAAGACCAGGCUCAGGGCAGCUAACACCAAAUAUAAAAACAACUGCUUGAAAUACAGCUUAAAAAACAAGAUUAAAAUACAACAUAAAAACAUUAAAACGCAGCCUCAUUUCAGUGGAAACUCAAAUCAAAAACAUUUUUGGGGAUGAAAAUGUCCAGUCUUCAGUAUGGUAUUCUGCAUGAUUCAUGCUGUAUUUGUGAUGUUCUAUCAUGUUGUUUUUGGGUUUGGUGUGCAUGGGUCAUUAGGGGAGGGCCACGGUUGCGGGGCACGCCAUGCUCCUUCUGGGGUAGUUUGUCCACUUUUGGCCCCCACCCUGUGCUCACUUGUGGCUCCCGUAUGCUGCCAGCAUGGGACAGCAGCCACACCCCAGGAAACGGCUCCCACUGGGCUGCCAAACCAGGCGAGGGGAGCCGAUAGGUCUCAAGCCCUCCGUGAGGGGCAGGUGGGGCUCGUCCACCUGGGAAGGGAGCCCAUCCAGGAGAAGAAAAACUCUGAUCCUAAAUCUCCGCAUUAACCGCUCCACCACCAUUGGUUUCCUCCGCCACAUCUGAGAAGGGAGCGAAUAAUGCUAAGGGGGUGCCAGCACAAAUAAGGCCCUGCCGUUUAUCCGCUAUAGGAGGGAGAAACGUUUCUAAAGGACGGGGGCAUUGUGGGUGAAGGAAAAGCCAGCCUGCUCAGGCUAGGAAUUGCCCAGGCUGUUCCAAUAUGCCUGAGCACCUGAAAUCGGCUUCUUCGAUCUCCCUUUAACGGUGUCGACUCCCUUGGGUGUUUCCCAGGACCAGUGAAGAGGCAGGUGGCCGUCAAGUCCACCCGCGGCUUCGCCCUGAAGUCAACCCACGGCAUUGCCAUCAAGUCGACCAACCUGGCGUCCGGGGAGAACAUGCCCAUCCGGAGGAACACGCGGCAGUUCUAUGACGGAGAGGAGUCCUGUUACAUCAUCGACGCCAAACUCGAAGGCAACUUGGGCCGCUACCUCAAUGUGAGAUUCUUCAUGCUGUAGCAAAUUAAAUUCCCCCCUUCUCGCACAACUCUGGUGUUUUUCCUCCGUCCAAGCCGACCUCUCGCUUCCCCUGUAGAGUCUGUACUGUUGGUGGAUAUUUCGUGGUGGGCAUUUCUCGCUCAGCAGUUCAUUUCCAUUGAUCUUCUAUGAUGUCACUGCAGCUCAGCCAAUGGCUAAGGGAGGCACGCCAGCAACAACUUUUAGGUUGUCUUUUUUUUCAAUAAAACACUGCUUCAUAUAAGCAUUUCUCUUCUCAAAGAACGGAUUGUUUAGCUGUGCUAAAAUAAACUCCCUCGAUUUGUUCCCAGCCCCCAACACUAAAUAACAACAGAUUUCCUGCAUGUGUCGUAAGAGACCUUGAAAACCUAAAGCUGGAGAUGUGGGAGAUAAAUAUUGUAGACAGCAGAUUUGCAAUUGGUGGUUGAAUUUUUGGCUUGGUCGCUUUGGAACUUCCUCUCAUUGGCUGAGCGGCUGUGAUGUCACGGAAUGUCCUCAAGAAGACGGGGGGCAGAAAUAUCAGAGAUUAGAGAAAGACUGGGUGAAUGUUUAAAGGAUAUUUGUGGGCAGAAGAAGAGCUGGUGAGGUUUAGGAAUAAUUUUUUUGGGGGGUGGGAGAGGUCAGAUCAAAGAAGGCCCCCCACUUCUGUUUUCUCACCUUUUUCCAAUGUUAAUGGUUAGCACCUUGUCAGAAAUAAUUUGCCUACACCUCAGGUUCCCAAAUGCAUCAUUCUGACCCCUCCCCUCUGUGCUGACCAAAUGUCCCCUCCUUUAUUAUUAAAAACAGAUGUUGGGCUUUUUUGGGGGGGGUGGGCCUUGUUGUUGCUUGCUUAAUUUUAUCUGUGUUUUACUUGGGGUUUUUUUUUAGGGGGGGUUCUGUGUAUUGUCAGUUUUUUUCCUUCAGAGAGAUGGACAUCUCUGUGGUACCUGCAACAAUCCCUUGGAAUUUCCAAAUCCAUCCCUGUAGCCAGAAAUCAGGCAGGCUCCCACAGCCGUACUCUUCUUGGUGCCUACUAAAAACAUUUUGUUUAGACAGGAUGCGGGUGGCGCUGUGGGUUAAACCACUGAGCCUCUUGGGCUUGCCGAUCAGAAGGUCGGCGGUUCAAAUCCCCUCGACGGGGUGAGCUCCCGUUGUUCGGUCCCUGCUCCUGCCAACCUAGCAGUUCAAAAGCACGUCAAAGUGCAAGUAGAUAAAGAGGUACCGCUCUGGCGGGAAGGUAAACGGCGUUUCCAUGCGCUGCUCUGGUUCGCCAGAAGUGGCUUAGUCCUGCUGGCCACAUGACCCGGAAGCUGUACGCCAGCUCCCUUGGCCAGUAAAGCGAGAUGAGCGCCACAACCCCAGAGUCUGUCACGACUGGACCUAAUGGUCAGGGGUCCCUUUACCUUUACCUUUUACCCAUACGUUUAGAAAAUUGACGUGGGGGUUUUUUUUGCCUGUUAUUUUAACUUUUCAAAAGUUAAAUUGAAAAGUCAAAUCUUAAAUUGUUGUUAAUUUUUCUUAUUUAUUUAUAUGCUUAUAUUUUUUAAUGUUUUUAUAUAUUUUUUAUAAAGUAGCUUCUAGCCGUUUUUCUGUUAUGUUGGUGGCAUAGAAACAUCUUCAUCCAGUUUUGUGUUUUAACAUUUGUUAAAAGAAGAGGAUACUCUUUUUUUUUAAAAAAAGGGGGCAUAUUGUGGUCUGCUUAGGAAAUUCAGCAUGUUACGUCCAUUUCUGAGUUAACUUCUGUUGAUGAUACUUUCACGCUUUUAAAUAUCACUUUGGCUAGAUAACAAGCAGCUCUAAAAUACCUUGACGUCAGUCGGCACGGAGCUUUUGCCUUUCUGAUUUUGGCUAACGCCCGUUUCUGUUUCCAGCAUAGCUGCAGUCCUAACCUCUUUGUCCAGAACGUCUUUGUGGACACCCACGACCUCCGUUUCCCAUGGGUGGCCUUCUUCGCCAGCAAGUAAGCACUGUCCAAAAGAGACCAGCUUCUCUCUCUUCAGUCGAGCUUCCCUUGGGCCGCAUCCGCACCAGGCAUUUAAAGCCCCCUUCCACCACUUUGAACACUCAACGGCUCCCACCUGCCAAAUCCUGGGAACUGUAGUUCAUUCAGGGUGCUGAGUGUGAUUAGGUUUUUAAAAAUAAAUAAAUUCAAAGAUCUUUAUUGAAACUUAACAUAUAUACAUAAUAACCCAAAUUCCUAAUGAUUCCCUCACAUAAAAUAUAAUAUCUAAAUCACAACAGUUGCAUAAUUAUACACUUAAUUAUAAAACCCACCUCCUACCCUCUAUUUCCCUCCACAGCAAUUUGACUUCUUUAUAUUUCUUUCUACCUUUUCCCCCUUGCAUUCUAUAAUAAAUUAUUUUUGUUAAAUUCUGAUUUUUCCUUCUUUCUUUCUUUGUUUUGUUAUUGCUUACAUUUUUUAUUCUAAGCCUAUUAACAUGUCAUUUUUAGAACAAUAUUUUGACAUAUAAUCUUCGAAAUACUUCCGCUCCAUUCUUAACUUUUGAUUUGAUUGAUAGCUUAUAAUUGAAGUUAAUUUUGCCAAUUCUAUAUACUCAAUUAAUUUACAGAGCCACUCUUCCUUUGUUGGUAUGUCCUGAGAUUUCCAUUUAGUACCCUGGCAGCUGUUGCUGCAUAUAAAAAGAUUGUGGCAUUAGGAGAUCCCGCCCCCAGAACUACGAUUCCCAGAGUUCCCUGGAAAAGAGGGGUCAGCUGUUAAACUGCUCUGGGAGAGGACUAGGGGGUGUCUCUUGGCACCCACAACAAACUACAGUUCCCAGGAUUCCACUUGCCAGUGGUUGGUAGUGAGGAGCGUUACUGCCUCUGGCUGCAAGGGCAGAGCGUAGCCUUGAUGGCUAGCAGCCAUCAGCAUCCCUCUUUUAAAGUUGGCCAUCCCUGUUUCCUGUGGCAGGGAGUUCCACAGUUCAACUAAAGAGGUGCUUUCUUUUGUCUGCCUUUACUCUUCCAAUCUUUAGCUUCUAGUGUCAUGAGGGAUGGAAACUUUAAUGUGCCCACUCUGUCCAUGCCACGUGUACUUUGAUAUUCUAGCAAGUCACCUCUUUCCCCCCCUUUAUACCAGGGGUAGGCAACCUAAGGCCCGGGGGCUGGAUCCGACCCAAUCGCCUUCUAAAUCCGGCCCGCGUACAGUCCGGGAAUCAGUGUGUUUUUACAUGAGUAGAAUGUGCUCUUUUAUUUAAAAUGCAUCUCUGGGUUAUUUGUGGGGCACAGGAAUUCAUUCAUUCCCCCCCCAAAAAAAUAUAGUCUGGCCCCCCACAAGGUCUGAGGGACAGUGGACUGGCCCCCUGCUGAAAAAGUCUGCUGACGCCCAAUACCAAAAAAAGCCCCAAAUGUAUUCUUUCUUUAAUGGGGCAAUUGCUUCUUCCCCUUCAUCAUUUUGAUAGCCUUUUUCUGAACCUUUUUACUCCUCUACAGAAUCUUCUCUUUUUUUGAGGUGCAAACAGUAAUAAUAAUUAAUAAUAAUAAUAAUAAUAUUUAUACCCCGCCCAUGUGGGUGGGUUUCCCCAGCCACUCUGAGCAGCCAAGUGCAGUUGCACUCUAGAUCACAACAUGGUCUCACGAGUCCCCUUAUGCCCAUUUUACAGGUGGGAGAGCAGAAGCUGAGGCACAGGGCUGUUCACCCAGAGAGUCUCUCCCAUUCUAAGCUGCCGUUUCAAAACUGCAAAACUCUUUUUCCUUCUUGCAGGAGGAUCAGAGCUGGCACCGAACUUACCUGGGACUAUAACUACGAAGUUGGCAGCGUGGAGGGCAAGGAACUUCUGUGCUGCUGCGGUGCAAUUGAAUGCCGUGGACGUUUGUUGUAAGGUUUCUUUCUCCCGCUGCCCACCCCGCCCCUUUUUUUAGGCAGGGGGGGCGCAUUUCAUGAAUUUUUUAAAAGAUUUUUUUUUUUUUAAGCCCUUUUCGGUCAGUGGAUCCCCCCCUUACCCACUUCUCACACGUCUCGUUCUCUGUUUGCGGGCUCAUCCAUUUUCGGCGCCGCGUUGUCGGACGUUGUCGAGGGCAUGGUUCUGUGUAUGGUGUUUUGCAGAGGACCCCCCCCUUUCGUCGUCGUAAAGCAAUAAAACCAUGUUUACUCUCGAUUUCAAAAGAUGAUCUGCUCCUGAACCUUUUAUUUUUUUUAAAAAAAGAAAAUAUAACACGGGGCAGAGCAGUGGAGGUUUUUAUGGGGAACGAUCUUGUGCGCUGAUCCAGGGAUUAUUCAGGAUCAGGGCCCGGAUACAGCUCCCGUGGGGCUUUCCAUCUGACUCCUGGAAGGAGGGGAAAGAGCUCUCUGUGUGUUUCUCAAAAGAAAAGCUGGCUUUUCCCAGAGUGCGGUUUAAACGACAGAAAGGUGGUGUUUCAUGCAUCUGCAACCCAUUGUCUCUUUGGCGCAUGGGUGAGUGUGGUUCAAGGCUAGUGGUCCGUGCCCCCUCAGGGGCAGCUGCGGACCAGAUUCCUGCAUUGCAGGGGGUUGGAGUAGUCGAUCCUCGGGAUCCUUUCCCACUCUGCGAUCACCUGGAGAUGCCAGGGGUCGAUGCAGCGAUGGCUCCCUGAACGUGGAUGGCUUUCAACCAUUAAGACAAAUUCAUGGACGAUACGGUCUCUUUCCCUACUGUCGGCAGUAAAAAUGCCUCGGAAUACUCCCAGUUCAGGAGAAGAAAAGGCGAAGGACUAAACCAUGGGUCGGCAAACGAAGGCCCAUAGGCCGGAUCGGGCCCAGUUGCCUUCUGGAUCCGGCCCACGGAUGGUCUAUGAAUCGCCGCAUGGAUUGGCAGUGCACGUGUUCCUUCCCUUCCCCCCCCCCCUUGGCGGCGGCACCUCCUCCCUCCCUCCUCCUGGCUUCUCCCUGCCCUGCCUAGAGAAGGAAGGGGGCUGGGCUUUGUUGGUGCCAGCAGCAGUAGCAGCGCUCGAGCGGCUGCCAUUUUAAGCAGCCCCUCUCCGGAGCCCUUUUGCACGCCGCUCAUCGUCCCCCCGCCGCCGCCAGCCCCUGCCGCUCGCAGGACACAGGCAAGCAGCCACCGGGGCUUGUCCAUAGCUGUCGACGUUUUCCUUUUUUUAAGGGAAAUUCCCUUAUUCCGAAUAGGAUUCCCCACAAGAAAAGGGAAAAGUUUGACAGCUAUGGGCUUGUCCGGUGCUGUGGAGGAGGGGAGAGUCGUGGGGGGGUGCAGCUUAUAGUCCAGCCCCCGACAAGGUCUGAGGGACAAGGGGCCCGGCCCCCUGCUGAAAAAGUUUGCUGACCCCCAGACUAAACCCAACACAAUUGUGGAGUCUCUACAGUUGCUUUGUGUGCCUCCUUCCCGCAAUUCCAGCAACCAAGCUGGUGUCAAAUGUCUUGCUCUGCUUUCUUUUGGACAUCACCGAGGCUGAUUGGGGGGUGUCUUGUCGUCUGGGCGGCCCAGGACCCCGAAGUGCACUGCCCAGGUUUGCAUCCCAGAGAGGUCGCUCUGGUACUGCUAGUGUGGCAGUUUGACUUCACCCCAGAGGCAUACUCCAUUGUCUGUUUAAGACAGACAAAUGCAAACAGCAGCAAUACCAGUUCCAGGGAAUCGCAUGUAGGGGUCGUUUUGCUGCUGUGUUUGGGUCCAGAUCAUGAGCUUCCCAUCAGGGCAUCUGGCUGGCCGCGGGGUGUUGGACUGGAUUGGUCCCUUUGGGCCUGAUCCAGCUGCAGGGCUCGUCUGGUGUUCUUACGGAGCCUCCUGGUCCAGAGGAAGUCGAUCUUGAUUUCUAAGUUAUUAAGGGCGUUUAAUGGGACGCAGGUGGUGCUGUGGGUUAAACCACAGAGCCUAGGACUUGCUGAUCAGAAGGUCGGCAGUUCGAAUCCCGCGACAGGGUGAGCUCCGGUUGCUCAGUCCCAGCUCCUGCCAACCUAGCAGUUCAAAAGCACCUCAAAGUGCAAGUAGAUAAAUAGGUACCACUCCGGCGGGAAGGUAAACGGCGUUUCUGUGCGGGGAGUCCCUUUACCUUUACGUUUAAUGGGACUGGGGUGGGUGGACAAAAGUUGGAUGUAUCCAACUGAAUUUGGUUCACUCCGACAGGAGUAAAUUCUCUCGCUUCUCCCGUCUCACCCCAACUGUUUCCCAGAGCAAUCCCAAAACAAACGGCCACAUGCCCCCUGCAGGGUUGGCGUUAAGAAUUUCCCCACUAACUUAUGCUGGAAGUGUUUGCAAAACACCGUUGUGCCAUUUAAAAAGCACCCUUAGUUGUGUGAACUUUCCCAAAGGUAAUCCAAUCACCAGAAUUUUUUUUUUUAACAGAAAUUUAUUAGUCUUAUUUAGGUUUUAAUAUAUUUUAACUUUUUUUUUCUUUAAAAAAAAAAAGAACACACAUUUUGGUCUGAAGAUAGGUUAAUGGUCCUUUUUUGUAAACCUCCCCCUACCCCCC